AUGCGUUUUUUUCGAAAGCAAAGAGAAAUUCAGCAGUCCAAUGCCGCUGUUGACGAAAUCACUCUGGGCACUCCCAUGGCUGAGCUGCCCGCUGUUGUUUCUCUGAACGUUUUGUCUCCGUUAAGGUCCUCCCAGUCAACAUCAGUUGUUGCAGCGGACAGCAACGUCAUAGAUGCUAGUGCAACCACGACACCAAGAAGGGGAGAAAAGCCCUUGACGCGUCAAAAAAACUUCGCCGCACGGGCGAAGAGUGGUUUUGUAAUUGCUUUUGAAAAGGUGUCCCUUGAAGUGGGGCCCUCUUUAUUUCGUCGACCACGUUCUCUUCUGCGAGACGUCUCUGGUUAUCUCCCUUCUGGCAGUGUGAGUGUUGUGCUGUGCCCCAAUGCAAAGUGUUCCCGCAAACUGCUUGAAGUGUUGGUAGGUGUUGAAGAGCGAGCGUCUGGCUCAGUGAUGGCAAAUGGGCUUCCCGUUGUAUCCACUGUGUUUCGUAGGCGUGCCGCCUUCAUCACCUCCACGGAGGUGUGUUUGCGAGACGCCACAGUACGUAGCAAUCUUCUUUUCUCGGUGCGUAUGCGAGUAGAAACACUUGAAGAGGAUAGCAUUGUGAAGGGUGUGGCUCAAGCUGUGCGUCUGGAGCACUUGCUUGAGGUGAAGGCAGAGAAACUAAGCCCCAUGCAGCUGUAUCAGCUCACACUGGGCAUGGAACUUGUGCGGAACCCAAUGCUAUUAGCCUUGCAUAUGCCUACACGGAACCUAUCUACUGGGGAGAUGCAUAGUUUUGUUUCCGUGCUGCGGGGCUUGGCAGGGAGUAGUGGGCGGGUGAUUGUCGUGUCUGCGACAGAGCUGUGUCGUGCGCUCUUUGAAAUUGUAGACAAUAUCUUGUUGCUCAGCUCGCAAGGGCACCUGCUCUACUCUGGCCCUAAGGCGGGGGUGGAGGAAUUUCUGCGAGAGCAAGGGCAAUCGUAUAUUCAGCGCAUGGGCGAUGAAUCCCUUGGGGAACUGUUAGUAACCCUCGAUGAGGGCGGGGACGCAGCACAUGUGGCAGGCGCUUUUACAGCUAGCUCUGCCUGCCGUCGAAUCCAACGCCAUGUCGAAGAACACCGGAAAAACAUCGCAUCGAAUAGUUUUGACCCCGUCUCACGUGCCGCUACGCCGACACCCAAUUACUUUCUAAAGUGGUACCUGCUGACCGUGCACACCUGUUGCCGUGCCACGAUUGGGCAACGGAGUGUUCUCCUUUUGUGGACCAUGUUCUUCUUUUUGUUCUUCCUCCUGGCCUUUCUGAUGGCGGGAUCCAGCAGCGAUCAAAACGCCAUGCAGAACAAAAGAGGGGUUGUGUUUUUCCUCGUUUCCUGUUCGAUGCAGGUGAAUACAAUCUUAGUCGACGUGGAGGUGCGAGAGUUUUACUCGGCUGUGCAUCUUCGCAACAAUAAUUACUUUGACACUCUACAGUAUUUUACGGCAACGGUAGUUCGUCUCGUUCUUACCCGGGCUGUGUUUGUGAUUAUCGCGGCCAGUUGCACGGCCUUCAUAUUGGAAUCCAGCCUUUCAUUGGCUCUAACAAUGGGACUCACGAGUCUUGCCCAUGCCUCCCUAACGUUACUGCUCGUGUAUUGGCAUCCUGUUGAGCAGGACGUAUGGCUUAUUGAAAAUAUCUAUUACGUUUACUGUAUCAUACUGAGCGGUUUCCUUAUUUGUCUUCCGAGUGUGCCGGAGUUUUUUUCCGCCCUCUCUUUGCUGCGGUACGGCUACGGCGGUGUGGUGGCAUCGGAACUACGCGGUAACCCGUAUUCGUGUGACACCGAAGGGCGUCAUUCGUAUUGCUACACGGGGGAUCAGUACUUGGCGAUGGAGGGAUUUUCCCACGACAGCUGGGGGAAGUCGUCGCUGAUUCUGUUCAUCAUCACGCUGGUGGUACUUGCACUCGUUGCCGUGAGUAUGAAUACUGUUUGGAAUCCACGCAGGUGCUGGAGCAGGUGA
Molecule: messenger RNA, 1980 nt
Organism: Trypanosoma rangeli
Lineage: Eukaryota; Euglenozoa; Kinetoplastea; Trypanosomatida; Trypanosomatidae
Product: putative ABC transporter
Exons: 1
Coding region: 1-1980 (659 amino acids)
Cellular component (GO): membrane
Molecular function (GO): ABC-type transporter activity; ATP binding; ATP hydrolysis activity
Source: RefSeq, a predicted model, not a curated record